CCUGGCUGUCCCUGCCGCCGGCCUCUGUUUGGAGGGAGGGACUGGCCCCGUGUCCGGCCUGGGUUGCCCCAGAGGAACCACAGACCCAGACUAAACUGUGGCCCCGCCUCCCUUUUCUGUGCCAGCAGGACUUGGAGCUAGGACACCUCGGUCCUGGGUCCUCUUUGAUGGGGAGGGGGGGUGUUCCACUGUGGAACUGUGUAUGGGCUGAGGCUCUAGGGUUCCAGCGUCACUUUCUGAAUCUCGAGGUGCAUCUGGCCUUGAGGGGACUAUGACGGAGGCACAAACGGACAGCCGCUCCUUUUUGGAUCAUUCAAGAAAUUGAGGUCACACUAAUGGUCCUCUUUCUAUUUGAGCUGCAUUUGGAGGUGUUGUGGGGACAGCCCAGUCGCUGAAUGUGACAAGACUCAGGAAACAUCAGGCUCUUCCAGCUGAGCCCCUGCUUGAGCCUCGCCCCUCCCUAAAUGCUAGACUAGGAAGCUGACAGGCAGGGCAGCAUGUGCUGGCUUUAAAAGGUGACAAUGAGAACUUUGUUAUUGCAGGGGCUGCUGCCACUUUGUUCACAUCCCUAAAGGACUUCAGCAGAAGGGACUAAAUUAGCUCUCAAAGAAGCCUUCCUGGCAAUAGGGGUUGGAUUAUUUGGGAAUGUGGAGCAGGGCUAGGAGUUAGGGAGCAUAGGAUAUAUCCCUGUCCAUGUGAUCUGAGGGAGGUGGCAAGAAAGACCUCCAUCUCUGUGGGCUUUUUCUUUCCUGACUUCUCUUAUCUGCACACUAGACUUUCUUGAAAGCCUCAGAGUUGGGAAAGAAAAGAGGAAGUCCUGGUCAGCUGAGUGUGGAAAUAGCGGGAUUUCUGCUGCCAUAUUUUUCGAUGGGCUUUCCAGGUCACACAGCCUACAAGUAAGGAGCAGGGAAAGAGAGAGUGAGACUGCAUGCCAAUUCUAAGCUCUUCAGGAUCAAAUGUCGUUCGUCCUGUCCAGAAUGGCAGCCUGUGGAGGCACCUGCAAGAACAAAGUGACUGUCUCCAAGCCUGUGUGGGACUUCCUGAGCAAAGAGACCCCAGCCCGGCUGGCCCGGCUUCGGGAGGAGCACCGUGUGUCCAUCCUCAUAGAUGGCGAGACUUCUGACAUCUAUGUUCUCCAGCUUUCCCCACAGGGGCCUCCCCCGGCUCCUCCCAAUGGGCUCUACCUGGCCCGGAAGGCUCUCAAGGGGCUGCUAAAAGAGGCAGAGAAAGAGCUGAAGAAAGCUCAGAGGCAGGGGGAGCUUAUGGGCUGCCUGGCUUUGGGGAGUGGGGGGGAGCACCCUGAGCUGCACCGCCCAGGCCCGCCCCCUCUCCGAGCAGCCCCCCUCCUGCCCCCAGGGGCACGGGGGCUCCCCCCUCCUCCUCCUCCCCUGCCCCCUCCUCUUCCUCCCCGCCUCCGGGACGAGGCAGAAGAGCAGGAGAGCACCUGCCCCAUCUGUCUGGGGGAGAUCCAGAACGCCAAGACAUUGGAGAAGUGCCGGCAUUCAUUCUGCGAGGGCUGCAUCACUCGGGCCCUGCAGGUGAAAAAGGCCUGCCCCAUGUGUGGCCGCUUCUAUGGGCAGCUGGUGGGCAACCAGCCCCAGAAUGGGCGGAUGCUGGUCUCUAAGGACGCCACCCUUCUACUGCCCAGCUAUGAGAAGUAUGGCACCAUUGUCAUCCAGUAUGUCUUCCCGCCCGGUGUCCAGGGGGCUGAACACCCAAACCCAGGAGUUCGGUAUCCUGGAACCACACGGGUGGCCUACCUCCCGGACUGCCCCGAGGGCAACAAGGUGCUGACCCUGUUCCGCAAGGCAUUUGACCAGCGUCUCACCUUCACUAUCGGCACGUCCAUGACCACAGGGAGACCGAAUGUCAUCACCUGGAACGACAUCCAUCACAAGACCAGCUGCACAGGGGGACCCCAGCUGUGCGACACCUCUUCAUUUCCCUUCCCUUGGCUCCUCCCCUUUUCUCCAUUUCCAUGGAGGAAACAUCAACCCCCUCACCCUGGGAGCCUCCUAACUGGAGAGGACCACCUCCAAGUUGUUCAACCGUCUCUUCCAUCCCAGUCUCUCCUAAACAUGUUACCUGGGCCAUAUGUGCCCAGCUUAACCUACAUAGAUUAGCAGAAUUGGGCUAAAUUAUCUUGGGUUUGGAGGACCCCCCUUGGGGCAGGAGGGAAGGGGGUUCUGAAUGGGCUCUCUACUGAGCCACCCAGAAUGAGGGUGAGCAUGGGGAUGAUAUGAGCAAGCCCAAACCACUAACCCCGACCCUCAUUUCUCUUUGCUCCCAGGUUUGGGUACCCAGACCCCACCUACCUGACCCGGGUGCAAGAGGAAUUGAGAGCCAAGGGUAUCACAGAUGACUGAAGGAUCCCUUUUGCAAAGGCCCCUGCCAUCCUCUACUAGGACCCAAUGGAAGCCUCUGUUCUCCUUUUUCCCCCUUUCUCCCCAUACCACACAAAUAGGGGACCUGUCUGACUGGGGAGGGAGUUCAGAGGGGGAGGGGGCAAUCCCUUCCCUUGUCCCCUGCUGGCCAAAUGCUUCAGUGCAGUAUGAGCCACUCCCUUCUGGUAGAGGCUGAUCUCCGAGGUUCUGCACCCUCCUCCCCAUGUACAUAUUUCCUGCCCCUUCCAUUGCCCUUGGCUUUUUUCUGGUAUGUGCUGUGCUCCAGUGACUAAGCUGAGAAAGGACCUGGGUGGGGAGGAGAGGGUCUCUUGACACCCCCACCUCCACCCACUACUUCACUGCUGAACUUCUGGUGUGGGGGAGGAGGAAUUGGGCUUGAUGUGAGCCCCCCAUGGAGCCAGCUUUGUGUGUAUUCAUCAGAUACAAUUCUUCAACCUUAACCUUGUCCUUUCUCUCCCUUGUCUAUGUCUCUGUCAGUCUCUCUUUCUCCCGCUCUUCUCUGCCCCCUAUAAGGAGCCUCCUUACCCUGUUCUGGAAUCCCCGCCAGACUGUAGCUUUUAAUUUAAUAAAAAUAAAGUAAAAUAUGCAACUCUCUA
Molecule: messenger RNA, 3001 nt
Organism: Galeopterus variegatus (Sunda flying lemur)
Lineage: Eukaryota; Metazoa; Chordata; Mammalia; Dermoptera; Cynocephalidae
Gene: DTX3
Product: deltex 3, E3 ubiquitin ligase
Exons: 5
Coding region: 957-2123 (388 amino acids)
Biological process (GO): Notch signaling pathway; protein ubiquitination
Source: RefSeq, a predicted model, not a curated record